AUGGCACAGUUCGCGCGCUGUUUCUCCUUUUUCUUGUGCGCUCUUUCAUUGGCUGAAGAGUGCCAGGAUGAGACGACAGCAGUUUGGCAGCUGCAGUUGCAAUCGGCGCUUUCGGCCAAUCCGUCGUCGGGUAUUUGCGCCAGCCCAGCUCCCGAGGAUUACGACAAACCCAUUUCUGCUGUGUUAGAAAAGUAUCCUGGACGUGAUGGUUGGUGCAUCUUCGGGGCCGCCGCUGAUUGGUGCAGCACAUGCGCAAUUGGCCGCGAACAGAAGGAUAUGAGGCCCUACGCUGAACACCAGAUGAAGGUAAUUGCCACGACGGAGUAUAAGUAUUUGCAGACCGGCAAGGAGCCCAAAAAGGUUUUGCUGCCAGAAGGCACGUCCUAUGAGUCUUUGAGCAAUGUGAGGGACUACCAUGAUCUAUUCUGCGCACUGAAUGGUCUCUUUAAUGUCUCGCGCUCCGCGGCUCUCGACGAUUUCGAGUAUCUCGCGCAAGUCUCUGAACAGAGAUGUCUUGGUGUGCAAAGCAAAGUGUGGAACUACUUUGGUCUUUCCAUCAACAACUUGCUUUUGGAUCCGUAUCCUCUCGGGGAUGCUCUCAUAGAAAUUCUCACCAGCGACAAGCCGGUUGUGUAUUUGAACCAGUCCUUUGUCGACAUGUUUCAUUACGAGGCUGCUGUCCAAUGUCGUCUUGGGAACGACAAAGGGGCUCUGUGUGUCAUGUCCUACUGCGCCCUUCGAGGCUGCAUGGAACCUGAUGGCGUGGUGGGGCAAACCAAACAUGGAGAAUGCCCUCCAAUUUGA
Durusdinium trenchii is the source of this 804-nucleotide messenger RNA. The record is from the annotation of a GenBank genome assembly. NCBI's taxonomy places the organism in Eukaryota, Dinophyceae, Suessiales, Symbiodiniaceae.